UGAAGAAGUAUCCACUGUUAAUAAUUAUUAAUUAUCAUUGAAAUGAGUUCUGAAGAGAGAUUGAUAACAGAAGUUCCUAGUAGUUUAAAACAAUUAGCCCGUCUUGUAGUACGUGGUUUUUAUACAAUUGAAGAUGCGCUCAUUAUUGAUAUGCUAGUUCGAAAUCCAUGUAUGAAAGAAGACGAUAUCUGUGAUUUACUUAAAUUUGAUAAAAAAAUGUUAAGAGCACGUAUAACAACAUUGCGAAAUGACAAAUUUAUUCAAGUUAGAUUAAAAAUGGAAACCGGAUCGGAUGGAAAAGCACAAAAAGUCAAUUAUUAUUUUAUUAAUUAUAAGACAUUUGUGAAUGUAGUAAAAUAUAAAUUAGAUUUAAUGAGAAAAAGAAUGGAAACUGAGGAACGAGAUGCAACAAGUAGAGCCAGCUUUAAAUGCACAAGUUGUUUAAAAACUUUUACAGAUCUGGAAGCAGAUCAAUUAUUCGAUAUGACUACUGGAGAAUUCAGAUGUACAUAUUGUCGAGAAAUAGUUGAAGAAGACCAAUCCGCCCUACCCAAAAAAGAUUCACGAUUGCUUUUAGCAAAAUUUAACGAGCAAUUAGAACCUCUCUAUAUUUUAUUACGAGAAGUCGAAGGAAUUAAAUUAGCACCAGAAAUCUUAGAACCCGAACCCGUUGAUAUUAAUACAAUCAGAGGCAUUGACACUAAGAAAUCAAAUAAUAUACGUGGACCUAAUGAACAAUGGUCGGGAGAAGCUACUAGAUCAUCUGGAUUUGUUGUGGAAGAUACGAGAGUCGAUGUAUUGAUAGGGAAUGAAAUACAAGAUGACAAUGUUAAUAGCAUAAGAAAAGAAAGACCAAUUUGGUUAAUGGAAAGCACAAUCAUUACUUCCGACCCAUUACAGAAUGAAUUAAGAAAUACUCAAGAUAGUAUUUUGGAAAAGGCUGCUGCUACCGCCACGAAUGCUAAUGCAACCAACAAUAAACAAGGUGAAGAUAUAAUGUCCGUGCUCUUGGCACACGAAAAGAAAGGUGGAAUAAACGCUAGCGCUGUAAAGACAGUAUUGCCUCAUGAAUCAAGUGAUAGCAGUGAUAACGAAGAUAGAGGAGAUAUGAAAGUAGCUGACACAGGUGAAAUUGAAACAAUGGAAUCCGACGACGAAGACCAAAUACCAACUGUUAGUAUAAAUGGCAAAAGUGUUGUAAUAACUGAUGUAAAUGAUACACUUAUUGCUGAAAUGACUGCGGCGGAAAAAGAAGCGUACAUACAAAUUUAUCAAGAUUAUUAUUCUUCAAUGUAUGACUGAGACAAUCGUCGAUCUAUUUUUAAUGUACUUGCAGCAACAACAAAUGUUCGAUUGAAUGCGAGUAAAAGAAUGUAU
This is a messenger RNA of Ceratosolen solmsi marchali, 1377 nucleotides long. It is a transcript of the gene TfIIEalpha, whose product is annotated as transcription factor IIEalpha. NCBI's taxonomy places the organism in Eukaryota, Metazoa, Arthropoda, Insecta, Hymenoptera, Agaonidae. The coding region runs from base 43 to 1302 and encodes 419 amino acids. The transcript has 8 exons. Gene Ontology annotation, cellular component: transcription factor TFIIE complex. Gene Ontology annotation, biological process: transcription initiation at RNA polymerase II promoter. The record is from RefSeq and is a predicted model, not a curated record.